GAACACAAUAUGAAUAUAGCAAUGAGAAGAACAUUUUAAAUAGUAAAAAAAAAAAUUGGUAGAGAGGAUACGAUUCGAUUCCUACAACUAUGAUCAGAAAAUAACUGUGAUCAGAAAAUAACUAAAAUCAUUUGAUGACAUAACCGACCUAUGUUAAAAAUUGCCUGAAAGAAAAAAAAAAUAAAAAAAUGGUGAAGUUUAUCGGUCAAGACCGUCAUGCUGAAAUCUCCAUAGGAGAGGCUUCUCUAGAACAUUAUUUGAAAACUUUCUUCCUCAAAAUUCAAUUAUCUUCUUCCAAUUCCAACUAAUAUACUUUUCUUUUCUUCAACUCCACAGUAUAACUUUUCCCUACAAUUCUCUGCUUCUCCUCUUUCAUUCCCUCCACCCUCUCUCUUCAAUCAACAGGUGAUGUAAAUAUGAGUGUUUGCUUUCCUGUUGGUCAAUCGUCAAUAAAUGCUGUUGUCCUAAAAGGCCGUACUCGGCUGCUGAUGAGCAGUAACAUCUGCAGUCUUCAGACCAGAGGAACAUCCUGUUCAUUUUCUUCCAGUUUUUACCCUGGGAAGUCAGAGACAAAUUAUGUCGGCCUUUCUGUUUGCAGAAAACCAUCUAGUUCAACGAUUAUGGGCCAAACAAUAAAAGGAGGUUACCUUGGAUCAUGCUGCUCCAAGCAAAGGGGAAAUGCUCAAGUUUUUAGUUCUGUAGUCUCUCGGAAGAGUCAUAGUGAAAUUUCCUUUGCAUGUCAAAGUAUGAGUAUGAGGCUGUUGGUACCUAAACAUAAAAUGCUUUCCAAAGUUAAAUGUAAUGUGCGACGAAUAACUUGGCCACGCAGUUGUGCGUCUGUUGGCUUGAUAUUUGGAUUACUUGUGUGUAAUUUGAGUUCUGAACCUGCACACGCUGAGACGGAUAAAGGAAAUGAGAAUAAGAAUGAUGCCUGUGACGAGUCAAAUGUUAAAGUCUCACACGGGAAGAAAGUUUACACAAACUAUUCUGUAAUCGGAAUACCUGGGGAUGGAAGAUGCAUGUUUCGCUCAGUUGCUCAUGGGGCUUGUUUAAGGUCAGGAAAACCACCUCCUAGUGGAAGCUUCCAGAGAGAGCUAGCAGAUGAUUUACGGGCCAAGGUUGCUGAUGAGUUUAUUAAAAGAAGGGAAGAAACUGAAUGGUUUAUUGAAGGUGAUUUUGAUUCAUAUAUUUCACAAAUAAGGAAGCCUCAUGUGUGGGGAGGUGAACCUGAAUUGUUUAUUGCUUCACAUGUUUUGCAGAUGCCAAUCACUGUAUACAUGUAUGAUCAGGAUGCUGGUGGAUUGAUAUCAAUAGCUGAAUAUGGCCAAGAAUAUGGCAAGGAAAAUCCAAUUAGAGUUCUCUACCAUGGGUUUGGUCAUUAUGAUGCAUUAGAGAUUCCUACAAAGAAGAGUCCUAAGUCAAAACUCUAGCAUUUCACAUUUCAAUUGUUGAAGAGAUUAAAAUCAUGUAUUAAUUUUAUUUAUUCACAUUUAUAAUGUCAUGUAUAGGUCUAGUUGCAAGACAACCAAAAUGCAACCUUAUGGUCAUGGGCCAAGGAAUAAUGAUAUUCACUUUAUUGUACAUGGCUGUUUAUGUUGUAUUUUCUGUUGGCAUGAAUAA
Trifolium pratense (red clover) is the source of this 1620-nucleotide messenger RNA. RefSeq names its product OVARIAN TUMOR DOMAIN-containing deubiquitinating enzyme 4. Bases 417 to 1430 code for a protein of 337 amino acids. Lineage: Eukaryota; Viridiplantae; Streptophyta; Magnoliopsida; Fabales; Fabaceae. The record is from RefSeq and is a predicted model, not a curated record. Gene Ontology annotation, molecular function: cysteine-type deubiquitinase activity. The transcript is spliced from 6 exons. Gene Ontology annotation, cellular component: cytosol; nucleus. Gene Ontology annotation, biological process: endoplasmic reticulum unfolded protein response; protein deubiquitination.